Molecule: messenger RNA, 667 nt
Organism: Spodoptera litura
Lineage: Eukaryota; Metazoa; Arthropoda; Insecta; Lepidoptera; Noctuidae
Source: RefSeq, a predicted model, not a curated record
GUAUUGCACAGACAAAAUCUUAAUUAAAUGUAAAAUAUAAUUCGAUUAUCUUAACGAAUGUACCUAGCGAGACAUUACAAUCAAAACAUUAAACGGCUUAUCGGAUGUAGUUCUUUCUGUUAAUUAAAAAGUCAAUCUUAUAACUUUUUAUGUUUCUUUAACUUUAUCAAUAGGCAUGUAAACUUAAAAUCAUGUUUCUGUUCGUCGUUAUUAUGUUGGUGGUUUCAAAUGUGGGGGGUCAAAAUGUCGCGACAACCUCUAAACCAUACAAUAUCGGAAUAUCCAGUGGCUACAAGGAUGUAUUCCUUGCUGGGAUGAAUGGGAAACCAACACUUGGAACAGCAGGAUCAACCUGUUGGGCACGCGGAGGCAUCUGUGUCGACCUUCAACAGUGCCCUUCACUGAAAAUGGAUGUUGGUGUCGCUGGCUGUGCGUGGGGCUUUAAAGUAUGCUGUAAAACCCACGGGGUCCUUCCUCCAACCGUGGGCACACAACGAAGAUACGCGAUACCCGUCAUAAGCAGUCUCGACGAAUUGGGAACCUCUUUAGACAUUAUCGCGCUCAGGAACUCCAUGCUCCUCGCGAGCUGGCAACGUGAGAAAAAUCCCGAAACUGAUGAUGUACACUUGAAAGACUUAUUGAAUAAAUAAAUAUUUUUGUAGCCUCA